Andrographis paniculata is the source of this 655-nucleotide messenger RNA. RefSeq names its product sigma factor binding protein 1, chloroplastic-like. The record is from RefSeq and is a predicted model, not a curated record. The coding region runs from base 110 to 565 and encodes 151 amino acids. The transcript has a single exon. Lineage: Eukaryota; Viridiplantae; Streptophyta; Magnoliopsida; Lamiales; Acanthaceae.
AGAGCCAAUUACCCAAACCCACUUGAAAUCAUCAAUUAAUUUCAUCUCUCUCUACCAUCUCUCUGUCCCUCUCUAUAUAUUAUCUCAAAAUUAAUAAAUAUUGUUGUGAAUGGACGAAAGAGAGGCUCCGAACAAGAAAGGUGUGCAAAGGCAAAGGCAAAGGCAAAGGAAGACAGGCAGCAGUAGCAGGGGCAAAAGUGUAAAUUCAUCUCUGAAGGUGGUGUACAUCUCAACCCCAAUGAAAGUGGAGACAAGUGCCUCCAGAUUUAGGUCAUUAGUGCAGCAGCUCACCGGUAAGGAUUCCGACAUCUCUCCUCAUUAUUACAUGGACGACCACCGGGACGCCGCCGUCAAUUUUAAUCUCGUCCAACACUCGCCGCCGCCGCCGGCAAAAUCCUCCGACGACUCUUCCGAGAAUUCCGCCGCCGCCGGCCGGGACUCGUUGGCGGCCGACGACAGCCCAAUUAUGGACGACGAUGAAUUUCUAGGGUUUCUAUCCAACGAGUAUUUUUCGUCGUCCCUUGAUACUAGUACCGCGUUUGGAAGCUACCAUCAGUUACUAUGAGUUGAAUUCCCAUUUUUGUUGUAAUUAAUUAACACAAACAAACGCGCCUACAUUACAUAUGAUCAUAUAUAAGUAUAUUUUUAGGAUUAA